Molecule: messenger RNA, 933 nt
Organism: Dovyalis caffra
Lineage: Eukaryota; Viridiplantae; Streptophyta; Magnoliopsida; Malpighiales; Salicaceae
Source: the annotation of a GenBank genome assembly
AUGGAGGCAAAUUUUGCACCAAGAAUGCAAAUUUCGACAACGUGGAUUGAUGCACACAAAUUUGCAAGAAAACCCUCUAGUUUCCUGCGGUUUUCGGGGAGAUUAAGGGAACAGAAGAGACUCCAAGUGUUUGUUUCUGCUCAGUUUCGGCCUGUAAGAGAUGAAAAUCGACAUAGCUUGGAUUCUUUUGAGGUUUCUUGUUCUUAUAACAAUUCUCAAGUUUCAACGUUGGAAUCCGAAAGCCUUCAGGAUUUGUUUGACGAUGAAGCUUUGAUUUUGAAGAAUAAGUCACAAGAGAUUGAGCCCUAUUUAAAUGGACGUUGUAUAUAUCUUGUUGGGAUGAUGGGCUCUGGAAAAACCACGGUGGGAAAGAUUCUCUCACAAGCAAUUCAUUAUUCAUUCUGUGACAGUGACACAUUGGUGGAGAAGGAUGUUGGUAUGACUUCUGUAGCUGAAAUAUUUGAAAAACAUGGAGAAGGUUUCUUCAGAGAUAAAGAGACUGAGGCAUUAGAAAAGCUAUCAAUAGAGCACCGAUAUGUUGUUUCUACUGGUGGAGGUGCUGUCAUACGGGAUGAAAACUGGAUGUACAUGAGGAAGGGGAUUAGUGUCUGGUUGGAUGUACCUUUGGAAGAACUGGCACAGAGGAUCAUGGCUGUAGGAACCAAGUCUCGCCCCCUUUUGGAUAAUGAACAAGGAGAUGCAUACACCAAGGCAUUCAGACGUCUGUCUGCUCUAUUUGAGAAGAGACAUAAAGCUUAUGAAAAUGCUGAUGCAAGGAUCCCUGCUUCAGUUCAUUCACCAAUGCAAGUGAAUCACUUUCAAAGACCACAUCUUCAACCCGCAUUUCUAGAGCAAAAUCUCGGAACCCAUAACAAUGCUGUAGCUUCUAAAGAGACUACAUCUAUUGGAGCAUUUGAAGCACAAGCCUCUUGA